Messenger RNA from Marasmius oreades (fairy-ring Marasmius), 210 nucleotides. RefSeq lists its product as uncharacterized. The record is from RefSeq and is a predicted model, not a curated record. Bases 1 to 210 code for a protein of 69 amino acids. Lineage: Eukaryota; Fungi; Basidiomycota; Agaricomycetes; Agaricales; Marasmiaceae. The transcript has 3 exons.
AUGACCAACGAACACAGUCGUGCUGUAUUCAACAAAGCAUUCGACAGGAAACUCCUUGUGGAUAACUUUGCUCCCACUGUUCAACAGAGGCGCGACUUUUACCAUCCUACAGAGGCUCCGGAGGAUGCGAUCCUCGUUGCCUCUGGGUCGAGAUCAAGACGAUCUGACAGAUUGACCAGGAAAUAUCGCCACCUCGGUAUUGAAAUGUAA